Microthlaspi erraticum is the source of this 759-nucleotide messenger RNA. Lineage: Eukaryota; Viridiplantae; Streptophyta; Magnoliopsida; Brassicales; Brassicaceae. The record is from the annotation of a GenBank genome assembly.
AUGGGUGAUACUCAGCAAAACAAAGAAAAAAGUCCAUAUAGUCCAUGGACUCCAGCAGAGACAAAAGUAUUGGUUGAGCUACUUGUGGAGGGAAUUAAACACGGAUGGCGUGAUGCAUCUGGUAACAUGAAUAAGGCAACGGUGGAAAAUAAGAUACUACCAGUGCUCAAUGAAAGAAUUGGAUGCAACAAAACCCAUAAACACUACCAAAGUAGAAUAAAGUACUUGAAAAGCCAAUACCAAAGUUAUUUGGAUCUUCAACGUAACAGUUCUGGCUUUGGAUGGGAUCCAGAGACGAAAAUGUUUACAGCUUCUGAUGAAGUGUGGAAUGGAUAUUUUAAGGCACAUCCAAACCACAAAUACAUGCGAUAUGACUCCCACGACCAGUUUGAGGAUCUGAAAAUCAUAUUUGAUGGUACAGCUGCCACCGGUAGUAAUGCCAUUGGACUGGAUGAUACUACUGAUGCUUGCACUUACCGGGUUGGUGAUAAUCAAGUGAAUGAUAACUUGAUUUCUUGUGACAGCGGCGACGAGCUUAGUGACGCAUCACCCAUUUCAGACAAACAUAGAAGAGGUCGUGCAGAAAAGCUUGUCCCAAGAAAGAGAUCCAAAAAGGAAGCGUACAAUAAUUCAGAGGAGCAGAAGAGUGAUAACAAUGAUUCUGUGGUCACAGUGAGCAACAAGAUCCUUGGAUGUAUUUGCAUAUAUGAACGCUAUGGUUGGAUUCAGACCAAUAUUAGAGCAUCUCCAUCGGUGUAG